Molecule: messenger RNA, 1839 nt
Organism: Vittaforma corneae ATCC 50505
Lineage: Eukaryota; Fungi; Microsporidia; Nosematidae
Exons: 1
Coding region: 1-1839 (612 amino acids)
Source: RefSeq, a predicted model, not a curated record
AUGCGUUUCAAGAAAUACUUGGAAAAGAACAGGUAUCAGCCAUAUGCAGAUAAGUAUUUGAAAUUUGAUGAAUUAAUGGCUAUGAUAAAACCCGGAUUUUCUCAAAAUCAGGAGGACAGCUUCAGAAAAGUGUUUGAAUCUGAGCUUGAUCGUGUAUUCUACUUUAUCCGCUUUAAACAUGAAGAAUUGGAGUGUAGAAUGUAUUCAAUUGAGGAUUUGAUUGGCAAUAAUAAAGGAUUGAAAGAGCUGACGGAAGCACAGGAUGAGAUGGCAGCAUUCUCUGAGUUCAUAAGAAUUAAUAUUGAAGGAUUCAAGACUGUUCUUCUUAAACAUGACAAAAAAACAGGAUAUACUCUCGUGCCAGAGUAUAGAAAAGUAUUCAAGACAAGAUUAGAUGAAAUCGAUGGACUAAAUAAACUAAUGUACAGUGCAAGUAGAUUAAAAUUGAAGACGCUUGAGGUUAAGAAAGAAAAGGAAAAUGGCACAACAUUUGUGAGAAAGACGUGCAAAUACUGGGUUCAUCCGGAAAACUUAUAUGCUUUAAAAUUGAAAAUAGUAAAAAAUCUUCCUGUGUAUGUUUACAACCCCAAUCCAGAUCCGGAUGCAACACCAUACAGUGCAUGGGACCAUAAACUUCAUGACACAUGUGUAUCCAGUGUGUAUCUCGAUAAUUCCAACUUCGAACUGUAUAUGGAAAGGCUAUACAAAAAUCAAGGUUCAGAAGCAAUAAGAAUCAGAUGGUACGGGUCUGCUGUACCUAAUGUGGUAUUUGUUGAGAGAAAGAGACAUGAAGAUAACUGGACAGGUUUUCCUUCAAAGAAGCUUAGAUUCAAAAUUCCUGAGAAAUAUGUCGUUGACUUUUUGAACGGCAAAAACGUAUGGGAGCAUGUAAAAAUGUUAAACGGUAGUGAAGUGUUUGACUUAUACAAAGACAUUCAGACAGCAAUAGUUAGUAAAAAGUUAAGACCAUCUGUUAGGACAUUUUACAAAAGAACAGCAUUCCAGCUGCCUAACGACUCCACAGUAAGAAUAAGUCUGGAUACAAAUCUAGUAAUGAUAAGAGAAAGAAAGGCAGAUGAAAAAGAUGAUGACAUUAUCAAGCAAUGGAAAAGACCGGAUGCAGUUUGUGAAUGGCCAUUCAAACAUCUUCCAAAAGAGGAUAUUAUCAGAUUUCCAUACGCCAUUCUCGAAGUUAAGACACAGGGUGUAGACGAAAGGAAGCCAGCAUGGAUUGAGGACGUUGUAAAUAGUAGUUAUGUUGAACAUGUCCAUAAAUACUCAAAGUUUAUGCAUGGAAGCGCACUUUUGUAUAAGCAGAUUGAGGUCAUUCCAUAUUGGCUGCCUCAGAUGGGGACAGACAUAAGAAAAGAUCCAUUUCAUCCAAUAAAAGAGCUGAAGAUAAUGCAGAACAAUGUUCUUCUGACACAAUCUGAAGCUAAAGAAAAUAGCAGUGAGAACCUAAGUCUUAUUGAAAGCCAUGGCAAGAAAAUAGCCAUACCAAUAAGAGUGGAACCAAAAAUAUUCUUUGCAAACGAAAGGACAUUUUUGAAGUGGGUGCAGUUUUCUAUCUUUCUUGGGGGUGUUGGCACUGCCAUUCUUGGACUAGGUGAUAAUAAUGCUGCUUGGUGUGGUAGUAUGCUGAUGAUAGUUGCACUUUUAUUCAUUUUCUAUGCCUUUUAUAUUUAUAAGUGGAGAGCCGAGAAGAUUAGGAUAAGGUUCCCUGGCCCGUAUGAUGAUUUAGUAGGGCCAACAGUGUUAGUCUCAGUCUUUCUACUAGCACUGAUACUAUCAGUAAUCUUUAGAUAUCCCAAUGCGAUUGCAUCCCAGGACAUGGAUUAA